AACCAAUAUGUAUAAACUGCAAUCGAAAUGCAAGAAUGGACUAAACUCAACUGUCCAGCACCUCGAGCACCUAGAAAUGGGAUCAGUUUUAUUUUUGAUGAUGGUCAAAGGGUACAAUAUCGUUGUCAUCCCGGAUUUAUAAUGAAAGGAAAAGUUUCCUCGGUUUGUAUAAAUAAUAAAUGGAAUAAUCCUCCUCCCUUAUGUCUUCUACCAAACACUUACCAAGAUCACUUGUCUUCAUCAGAUAAAGUUGCUGUACCAACAAUUCGCAAUAGAUUUAAUUGGGAAUCCAAUGAUAUGGAACCAAGUCACAUUUCGCUACGAUAUGGAAAUGGUUCUAGUAGAUUACCACUGAUAAAUGGGCUGUGGAAAAAUCCAUCUACGAAUAUAGAUAGCCGGGUUCUAUCUAUAGUACCAGAUUCGAGCUUAGGAAAUUCAGUUCCACCUAAACAACUAAUCAAACAAGAAGUAGAUAUAGCUGAACUCCGUAAAAAGUUAGAACAAGAAGUAAAAUCUUCGAGACACAUAAACGAUAAAGGCAAUUCCAUUACGAAAUUAGAUCCUCAAUAUCCACCAUUUUACGUUAAUCCGGAUGGUUUCGUAUUGGGAGUUUCAAAUUCGAAUCGAUAUCCCGUCUAUAGUUUAGGUACAAUAUACGAUUCGAAUAGAAAUAAUUAUCCCGUAUCCGGUUAUCUGGAACCAGAGAUGGUAGAAUUAAGGAGAAAACAAAUAGAAGAAGCUAAAAAUAUUCAGAUGAUUGCUGCGAGUAAAAGGCAUAGAAAUAAAUUUAACAAUAUUGUAACGUACAGUUCCAGAGACAUACCCGUUUGGCAAGGAAGAAUUAAGCCACAGAAUAGAUACCAUACGGAAAAAACCGUAUAUAAAGCAACCAGAGUCGAAAGAAACAAGCAUUUCGAACAAGAUAAACCACCGAGUGCGCCAUUUAAUACGAGAACAGUUAUAAAACCAAACCCACCAGCCAUAGAAAUUAACAAAGAGAACUUCUCAACGGAUAUACCCAAAUUUUUGAGUGUUAAUAGGCCUACUGUUCCAUUACUGACGGAAGAUAUAGUGAUAGCAACUAUGCCAACACCCAUAAGUGAAUUUUUAAAUUUAGGUAAUUCAGAAAACAAUAAAUCUACAAAUCCUACUGCAUUUCCUCGAACUUCCACAAGUGAUUCGAAGAACGAAUUGCAUGUUGCUAAUAAAUAUAAUCGCGAUCCUCUUGAAUGGCCUCCUGAAGCUUUAUGGUUUAAACAUGAAACAACAGCGAUACCUCGAUUAUUUGUAACACAGAGAAUUCACGAAAAACAGAAGAAAAAAUCGUCGAAUAAGAAAUCAAAUAGAGGAAACAAACGAGGGAAGAAUACACGAAAGUCUCAAAAGGCUCCAAUUGUUACAUUCAGCCAUGGCAGAGUCAAGAGCACAAAUUUGAAGAAAACUCAAAAAUAAACAAGAAAAUUCAACGUAUGAAUUAUUUAAAUUAUAUAAAAUUCAUAUUUUAAUUCCAAAAAAAAAUAAUUCACAAUAUAUUUUACUUUUUGCAUUUUUUUAAAAUAUAAUUAAAAGCUCGUGCAAAUUAUAUAACCCUCAAAUCAUCGCUGUAAAGUUUAAUUAACAUGGACUAAAACCUAAUUAAAUCAUAUUUUAAUCGCGAUUUAAUAAAAACGGUACUUAAAAAAAAUUGUUA
Centruroides sculpturatus (bark scorpion) is the source of this 1690-nucleotide messenger RNA. RefSeq lists its product as uncharacterized. Bases 28 to 1452 code for a protein of 474 amino acids. NCBI's taxonomy places the organism in Eukaryota, Metazoa, Arthropoda, Arachnida, Scorpiones, Buthidae. The transcript is spliced from 3 exons. The record is from RefSeq and is a predicted model, not a curated record.